Messenger RNA from Prunus armeniaca (apricot), 1176 nucleotides. NCBI's taxonomy places the organism in Eukaryota, Viridiplantae, Streptophyta, Magnoliopsida, Rosales, Rosaceae. The record is from the annotation of a GenBank genome assembly.
AUGGCAUCCGAUGCUGCCAUUGUCACUUGGGGCUCGGGUGAAGAUGGACAGUUGGGAAUCGGGAACAACGAGGAGAAGGAGUGGGUAUGUGUUGUCGAAGCCCUCCAGUCACGGACUGUCCGGUCUGUUGUCGCUGGUAGCCGAAACUCUCUUGCCAUUUGCGAUGAUGGCAAGUUGUUUACAUGGGGUUGGAACCAAAGAGGAACCUUGGGGCACCCUCCAGAGACCAAAACCGAGAACAUUCCUAGCCAAGUUAAAGCUCUUGCCAAUGUUAAAAUUGUUCAGGCUGCUAUUGGUGGAUGGCAUUGUUUGGCUGUUGAUGAUCAAGGCCGUGCUUAUGCCUGGGGUGGAAAUGAGUAUGGACAGUGUAGUGAAGAACCUGAGCGGAAAGAUGACACUGGUAGACCUUUGAGAAGGGAUAUAGUGAUUCCUCAGCGCUGUGCACCGAAGCUUGUAGUCCGCCAGGUAGCUGCUGGGGGUACUCACUCUGUGGUACUUACACGUGAUGGGCAAGUAUGGACUUGGGGUCAGCCGUGGCCUCCGGGAGACAUAAAACAAAUUUCAACACCUGUGCUAGUACAAGGUCUUGAUGCAGUGAAGCUCAUUGCAGUUGGGGCAUUUCAUAAUUUGGCUCUUCAAGAGGAUGGUACUUUAUGGGCAUGGGGUAACAAUGAAUAUGGACAGCUUGGAACUGGAGAUACCCAGCCUAGAUCACAACCUAUUCCUGUCCAGGGUCUUUCUGGUCUUACUUUGGUGGAUAUUGCUGCUGGAGGAUGGCAUUCUACUGCACUCACAGAUGAUGGAGAGGUGUAUGGUUGGGGACGAGGGGAACACGGAAGGCUUGGAUUUGGCGAUAAUGAUAAAAGCAGUAAAAUGGUGCCCCAAAGGGUUCAUCUUUUAGCUGGGGAGGAUAUUGUUCAGGUGUCUUGUGGAGGCACUCACUCGGUUGCAUUAACACGUGAUGGGCGCAUGUUUUCGUUUGGUCGAGGUGACCAUGGACGUCUUGGAUAUGGAAGGAAGGUGACAACCGGUCAACCAAUGGAAGUGCCCAUCAACAUCCCUCCCAGAAAUGGCACUGAAGACAAUGGACACUGGAUUGCCAAACUUGUUGCUUGUGGGGGACGCCAUACUCUGGCGAUAGUAGUUUGGAAAGCUGAUGAAGCAGAAGAAUCAUAA